Ilex paraguariensis (yerba mate) is the source of this 1017-nucleotide messenger RNA. The record is from the annotation of a GenBank genome assembly. NCBI's taxonomy places the organism in Eukaryota, Viridiplantae, Streptophyta, Magnoliopsida, Aquifoliales, Aquifoliaceae.
AUGGUUAUGUCUCCUCCACUGCUUGGUGUUGGGGAGGAAGAAGGCCAGAGCAAUGUGACUUUUUUGGCUUCUUCGGCUUCCUUGGACAGUAUAUGUCGUAACAGCCCAGAACUGAAAGAGCGGAACUACAUGGGGUUGUCUGAUUGUUCUUCUGUGGACAGCUCGACAAUCUCCACCACAUCAGGAGACAAUAACAGCUGUCUGAAUUUGGAGGCCACCGAACUGAGGCUUGGGCUUCCUGGAUCCCAGUCUCCUGAGAGGGAUUCGGAGCUUUCCUUGCUAGGCUUGGCAAAACUUGAUGAGAAGUCACUCUUUCCGUUACAUCCUUCAAAGGAAGGUAAUUACUUCUUGUCGCAAAAGGCAGUUGUCUCAGGCAACAAAAGGGGCUUCUCAGAUGUUAUGGAUGGAUUCUCAGAGCGUUCAUUUCUUGUCAGUUCGGAAGUAAAUGUGAUGCUCUCACCCAGGGCUUCUCUAAACUCUAUUGUGAAAUCAGGUUCCGUGAAAGAAAACCCUGCAACUCAACCAGGUAAACUGAAAGAGAUGAUUCCCCAAAACACAGCUCAGGAGAGAUCUCGCCCUGCGAAUGAGACCAGUACAAACUGUGUCGGAGCUGAAAAUAACAACAGCAGUGCACCUGCUACAAAGUCACAGGUUGUGGGUUGGCCACCCAUUAGAUCGUUUAGGAAGAAUAAACUGACUUCUAGUCCAAAGAACACCGAGGAAGUUGAUGGAAAAGCAGGACCUGGCGCAUUGUUUAUCAAGGUCAGCAUGGAUGGUGCUCCUUAUCUAAGAAAAGUGGACUUGAGAGCUUACUCCGCAUAUCAGGAGCUCUCUUCUUCCCUUGAGAAGAUGUUUAGCUGCUUUACCAUAGGUCAGUAUGGGUCUCAUGGAGCUCCAGGCAGGGAGAUGCUGAGUGAGAGCAAGCUGAAGGAUUUGCUCCAUGGAUCUGAGUAUGUCCUUACUUAUGAGGAUAAAGAUGGUGACUGGAUGCUUGUUGGUGAUGUUCCUUGGGAGUAA